This is a messenger RNA of Aspergillus thermomutatus, 780 nucleotides long. RefSeq names its product BTB/POZ domain-containing protein. Lineage: Eukaryota; Fungi; Ascomycota; Eurotiomycetes; Eurotiales; Aspergillaceae. The transcript has 2 exons. The record is from RefSeq and is a predicted model, not a curated record. Bases 1 to 780 code for a protein of 259 amino acids.
AUGUCUAAUGAGGAAGGAAAGGCAACCUGUCUCGAAUUCUUGACGUCCGAUACGGUUGCCUUAAAAGCGCCAGGAUCAACAUGCACGUUCAAGAUUCACAAAGAUCUCCUGGAGUCCAAGUGUAGAAUUCUCGCUGCAGCAUUCGCGAGCGGAUUCUCGGAGGGCCAGGAUGGAGUCUAUACCUGCUCAGACACGACUGAUGGGACUCUUGCGCGUUUUGUUGAGUGGGCAUAUCGAGGCGACUAUCCGGCUUCAGUGAUCAGCAGAGAUCUGGUGCAGACGAAAAUCAAAGCCUCCGAUGACGCUGACGAGGACGAUGCAUCAUCAGCAGCAGCAGCCAAUGUGAGCGAAAGCAUGGAUGUGGAUCUUGACAAUCAUCCUCUGCUGGCUCAUCUCCGGCUUUAUAUUUUCAGCGACGCAUACCUCAUCUGGGAGCUGAAGCAGUUGGCCUAUGAAAAGCUCACUGCGUGCUUCGUGGAUAUCAACAGACCCGAAACGCUCGAUCAACAACGUGCAGUCAUAGCUGUUUUGCGGGUCGCAUUCCUCAAGAUUCCGCUGAAUGACAGUCUCUUGGACUGGCUGGCCCAUUAUGCGGCAUACAGCGUCAAUCAACUUCGACUUCAGCCCUCUUUUCACGAUCUUCUCGAAGCCGCUCCUGCCUUGUGCUCGCGCAUGAUGAAUACUUUAAGACCGGCUUCAGAUGCUCCUUGGCAAAGUCAGACUCCGAAACAUAGAUUUCCUCGCUACAAGCCGGGCAAUUAUGAGGAACAAUAUGAGUGA